Molecule: messenger RNA, 3804 nt
Organism: Balaenoptera musculus (blue whale)
Lineage: Eukaryota; Metazoa; Chordata; Mammalia; Artiodactyla; Balaenopteridae
Gene: LASP1
Product: LIM and SH3 protein 1
Exons: 7
Coding region: 175-954 (259 amino acids)
Cellular component (GO): focal adhesion
Molecular function (GO): actin filament binding
Source: RefSeq, a predicted model, not a curated record
UCCCCGCUGUGUUUAUUAGGGGAAGGAGGGCGGAGGCGGAGGCCAGUUCCCUAGCUCCAGCCGCCGUCGCCGUCGCCUGUGCAGUUGCAGCCGCGGCCGUCUCCCGCCAGCUCGCUCCGGGGAAAGAGAACGUGCGCGAGCUCCGGCGUCCCCGCCCUAGCUUUUCCCGGAGCCAUGAAUCCCAACUGCGCCCGGUGCGGCAAGAUCGUGUACCCUACGGAGAAGGUGAACUGUCUGGAUAAGUUCUGGCAUAAAGCAUGCUUCCACUGCGAGACCUGCAAGAUGACACUCAACAUGAAGAACUACAAGGGCUAUGAGAAGAAGCCCUACUGCAACGCACACUACCCCAAGCAGUCCUUCACCAUGGUGGCCGACACCCCGGAAAACCUCCGCCUCAAGCAACAGAGUGAGCUCCAGAGUCAGGUGCGUUACAAGGAGGAGUUUGAGAAGAACAAGGGCAAAGGCUUCAGCGUGGUGGCAGACACACCCGAACUCCAGAGGAUCAAGAAGACCCAGGACCAGAUCAGUAACAUAAAAUACCACGAAGAGUUCGAGAAGAGCCGCAUGGGCCCCAGCGGGGGUGAGGGCCUGGAGCCGGAGCGCCGAGAUCCCCAGGACACUGGCUACCGGCGGCCCCAGGAGCAGCAGCCUCACCACAUCCCAACCAGCGCCCCAGUUUACCAGCAGCCCCAGCAGCAGCAGGCAGCCCAGUCCUACGGUGGCUACAAGGAGCCUGCAGCCCCGGUCUCCAUACAGCGCAGUGCCCCAGGCGGGGGCGGGAGGCGGUACCGCGCCGUGUACGACUACAGUGCCGCCGACGAGGAUGAGGUCUCCUUCCAGGACGGGGACACCAUCGUCAACGUGCAGCAGAUCGACGACGGCUGGAUGUACGGGACCGUGGAGCGCACCGGCGACACGGGGAUGCUGCCGGCCAACUACGUGGAGGCCAUCUGAGCCCGCCGGGCGCCGCCCGCCCCAUCCGUCUUCAGUGCAUUCCGCAGCAUCGCAUCCGUCCUGGGCGUGACCUGUCCACCCUUUGGUGUCUCUGUUUUUUAAAAUCUGCAACAGCUUGUUUAUUCUCCCCCUCUUCCAGCUUCUUUUGCCAACCGAAGCCUUGUUCUGCCACUUUCGCGGCUCCUUCCUCUGGCAGGUUUUCCCCUUGACCAACUUCUUGAUUUUCUCUCUGGAUGGAACAGGUGUGGACCGCUCUGGGGGAAGCCGAGGCCCGUGGGGCUGGUCUGGGGGGGCGACCCGUCAGCUCCCAGGCCUCUGCCUUCUCUCUUUACUGCCCCAUCAGCCGCUCCUGCCCACCUCCUCACACACCCAAACAUUCCAGGCUGGGGUGAGCCCCAGACCCCCAGGACUCCCAGGGCGGCCGGGAGUUGCUCCCCACACUCCCGGGAGUGGGACCCACCGCCCUUGCCCCUGGGAUGGGGACGGGGGUGGAGAGGUUGCCGCCGUCGUGCAGGGACCAGUGAGAUGGGCUUUGCCUCUGCUUCUCAAAGAUGGGGCUGUCAGCCCUCCAAGGGGCCCCCUCACCCCCCUCUCCCCAACUCAAGGGCAACAGAGGAGGGUGAAGUUCCUGCUUUGGGAUUCAUUCAUCCCUCCCGACACGGUUCCUUUUCACACUGUGAUUUUGCUCUGCUGCCCACCCGAGCCUGGUGUGGGCGAGCAGUUCCCCAGGAAGCUCGGCUUGGGUCCGGUUCUCACAUUUCUUACUUUAGCGACAGCUGCAGGAAGGAGGGGAACGGGGUGUUCUCUCCGCAGCCCUUUUCCCUCACUCCCACCCCGGUCUCCAGGGUCCCUGGCUUGCCUCCUUGUGAAGGGUGGGGCAAGGAAGCCUCCCGUGAGAUCUAGUUAGACAGGCCGCUCCUCCUGGCAAGGUGUCUCCAGGCCUUCCAUGGCCUCCCCCCCUCCCCACUUCCCGCCCGACCCCAGCUGGACUAUGCGAAACCACAGGACCCUCUGUACCUCCAGGACUUUGUUGCGGGGGAAGGAGCGAGUGUCUGCAGGUGUCUGCGACAGGCGAGGGUGAGUGUGAGCGUGAGAGAAGCGGGCGGGGUGCGGGCUGUGUGCAGAGCUGUCUUCCCCGAUAUUUUCUUCGAAACCCACAGUGAGAGGGGAGGACGCUGGGGGAGAGAAAUUCCUUAUGUUUUGGAGUGAAAAAUCCCUCCUUCUAUCCGUGAAUGGAGGAAGCCCACCAACCCCCUUUCCAAUGUGCCAGGCAGAAGUAAAGGGGAGGGGGGGUGUGCUUGGUGGGGGAGGGGUGGGGGGAAGGCUUUGUGGCUCCAGGCAUAUUCUCUCCCCCAUCUCUGUGUCCUGGGCCGCAGAAUAGGGGGCCAGGGGACCCUGUGUCACCCGCACUGUCUCCCCCGCCCCCGCCACCCUGCCCAGGCUCGCUCCCCAUUUACUUAAAGCCUCCUUGAAGCAAAGGGAGAGGGUCCCAGGGCUAGAAAACUGGAAGCACAGACCCAGGAUGAGGAAGGGAAAGAUGGUGCUAUCUAUCUCCAAGUCCCUUCUCUUGCUCGUUGGUGGCUGUGACGACCCUUGCCUGGCUUUAUUCAUCUCUGGGCUUUCUUGUCACCCUUCUGGGUCUCCCCCUCCCAUCUUCACCCCGAGUCCGCUGACUCAGGCCCCACGGUUGACAUCUUUGCGUCCUUGUGCCCUGCAGGCAUAUUUAACAUCAAGUCCUCACUGCUUGUGAGUUGACUUGGGAAUAUUUACCCCAAAUCAGAGGCUUGAGCCCCUGCCUGACCAAUCCCUUUCUGCCCUUGGCCAGAGCCAAGGUGAAGGCAGGUGGAGUGUCUUAUAUUGGGCAGUUUGGGGGAUGAGGGAGGCAGAGAGGGAACAAUUUUGGGAGCCUUGAGGGAGGCGCUGGUCCAUUUUGUUUCCUCUUGAUCUCAAAGCACAAUGUGGAUUCUGGGACCAAAGGUCAGAGACACAUCCUGUUGGAGAACCUGCGGUUGGCAGGGUGGUGAGAGGGUGGGAGGAGGACCUGGGGGAGCAAGAAGUAGCCUGUUUUCACUCGGCUUAAAUUUCCUUCCAAAACAAGGCAAGCCAGCCGCUGGAAUCUUGCUGCCAGCCCUCUAUGCCUCCCAUCCUAAAAAUAGGGGACCUUUUCUUACACACCCCCAGAGAGAGGAGGGACUGUCACACUGGUGCUGAGGGACCCAGGGGCUGCUGGGAGUCCGUAUUCCUUUCCAGAACCAUCCAUCCCUAGAAGAGCACAGAACCUGAGGGCUGGGCCGAGUCCCUGGUCUUUUCUUACAUUUCACAGGUUUUUUAGCUGAUCUAAUCCCAGGAAAGCAAAGCUAGAAUGUGAAUAUAACUUUAGUGGACCAAUAAUAAAAUGCAAGAAGCCCAAUGGUGAGAAAAGUGAAUUCUCUCAAUAUUGCUUCCUGUUUUCUUCCUCAUGUCCCUCCAGGGAAGAUUACUUUAUUGCUUAAUUUCCACCUUUUCCCCCCUCACAUAUGCACUUCUGGGCCUCUUCUUUUUUUAAUAGCUGGAGAAAAAAAAUACCACCCCACAGACCUGUAUUUAAAAAGAAACAGAAAUGACCAUGUGAAAUUUGCCUCUGUCCAAACAUUUCAUCCGUGUGUGUGUGUGUGUGUGUGUGUGUGUGUGUGAAGCCGUCUGUUCAUCUUUUUAUAUGGGGUGGUUGUCUUUCCUUGGUCUGUUUUGGUCCCCUCCCUCGUGGGCUUGUGCUUGGGAUCAAAUCUUUCUGGGCUGUUAUGAUUUUGAACAUUUGACUUGGACCACAAGUGACUCUUUCUCCUGGUGACUCAAAUAAAAGUAUAAUUUUUA